Torulaspora delbrueckii is the source of this 1617-nucleotide messenger RNA. RefSeq names its product Pex29p (gene PEX29). NCBI's taxonomy places the organism in Eukaryota, Fungi, Ascomycota, Saccharomycetes, Saccharomycetales, Saccharomycetaceae. The coding region runs from base 1 to 1617 and encodes 538 amino acids. Gene Ontology annotation, cellular component: peroxisomal membrane. The record is from RefSeq and is a predicted model, not a curated record. The transcript has a single exon. Gene Ontology annotation, biological process: peroxisome organization.
AUGGAGUCGGUGACCAGCUUCUUUUGGAACGAAGGGUCUAAGAAUGGUGGUUCUAGUGCUAUACAAGAGAAACGUGGACCUACCAGUGCUGAUAACGGCAGUUCAAGUGGAUCUGGGACUGCAGUGCCAGGCUCUGGAAUGCAAAAGAUGAUGACGGACACCUUGAUCGAAAAGAUCAUGAGGAUGGCUCUGCCUCCUACGACGGAAAUGGCUAUGGACAACCUUGAGACUAGGAUUGCGGCCGCUAAAGGUAGACCAAGUUUAUCAGUACAGAUAAUGAGCCGUAAUUUUGUACUGAUGAACUCGAGACUCAGUUUGCCUUUCACUCUUAUUGAUGAGGUGAACAAAAUAUUCGAAUGGUCGAACCCAGCAUAUACUAUGUCUGUGGUACUGAUUUACUCUUAUAUCAUAUUAAGGCCAUUACCCACUAUAACUUCAAUUCCAAUAUUUUAUCUGCUCUUCGGUGUCAUGGUACCUCAAUUUCUAUACAUUCACAAGCCUAACGGUUCCCCAUAUCUCGAGGUUAAUCCCAUGCCAGCUGAUGGGCCUCCUUUGCGUAAGGCAGAAGUCCCAAAACCAGUGCCAGAGCUUAGUCAAGAAUUUAUUUUGAAUUUAACAGACCUUCAAAACCGGCUGAUGCUGUAUGUGAAGACGUACGAUUUCAUUGAUCAGAUUCUGAUCAAAUUUGCCUUCUUCACAGAUGAAAAGAAGUCUUCCGUGGCGUUCGUGUUAUUACUGAGUGUGGCCUUGGUGAAUGCACUUUUUAUGGAUUUUUUCCUGACCUUCAUACCACUGAAAGCCAUCCUGCUUGCUCUGGGUUGGUCGUUCGCGAUCAUGAUGCAUCCGCACAAUAGAGAGAAGUUCUUUAGUACCGUUUACUCCGAAGAGACACGUCUGCGGCUACUUGCAUUAUCAAACAGGUAUGACAAACUUGUCGGCGAGCAAUUACGCUACAUAGAGGCCCGUGAGCACCGCAUGGUAGCGGUUUAUGAGAUUCAGAAAUUUAAACAUGGCAAAGAAUGGGCACCAGUUGGUUACUCUAAUGACGAUUUCACAUUGUUCUCAACGUUACGAAUAAGAGAGGAAAAAAUUGAAGACCAUUGCACAUCUUUACUGGAAGAAGUGAAGCCGCCAGUAGACUGGCAAUGGCUUGAUGACAUAAAUUGGGCGUUAGACUUGAAUCCAACGGAAUGGCUUGAAGAAGGGCUUGUCGAAUAUGUUGAUACAGACCUCGGGACUAAGUGGGUUUAUGAUCUCAAUCUUGAUGGGAGCAGAGGCGGGUACCGCAGAAGGAUGUGGACAAACAUCUGCAUAAGAAAAAUUGAAUGCGAGCCCGACGAUAAUGAUGAUAAUGACGAUGAAGACGAUGAUGAUCUGGUCUCUACACAGUUGACCACUCCGACGAAGGUGGAGAAAUACUCCUCUCAUAGAGUCACAAGAGGCUCUAUGUCUGGAGUGGCCCUUCCCGAGGAUGAUACACGUCCUACGGUUAAGAGAGAUAGCUCAACUUUAUCUCUUUCAAGUGCGGUUAGCUCAAACAGCAGCACGCAUUCCAAUCAUAGCGAACCUUCGAAAGCUAUCGAUAACCUCAGGGAUGUGUUGAACUCCAGUACCUGA